Molecule: messenger RNA, 2792 nt
Organism: Uranotaenia lowii
Lineage: Eukaryota; Metazoa; Arthropoda; Insecta; Diptera; Culicidae
Product: DDB1- and CUL4-associated factor 11
Exons: 8
Coding region: 515-2170 (551 amino acids)
Biological process (GO): proteasome-mediated ubiquitin-dependent protein catabolic process
Cellular component (GO): Cul4-RING E3 ubiquitin ligase complex
Molecular function (GO): protein binding
Source: RefSeq, a predicted model, not a curated record
AACGUUCAGUGUCAGCUUCGAGCUGAUUCCGUCACUGUUGUUUUUCUUUUUUCAUCUUUUUAUCUCUUGAAUUUCCGUCGAAAAAUCAAACCAAAUCCGUAUAAUUCCGUGAACAUUCUGUUCGCAAAGGCAUCGUUUUUCGAAUCUGUGAUAAUUUGAGCAGUUCCUGUUGCAGGUUACCUCGGGUCAGAGGAAUUUGAAGACGCUUGCGGGUGGAAAAAAUAGGUGCGUAAAAAACAAAAACUUGUUUGCUCGUGGCUGUGCGAGUGAAAAGGCAUCAAGGUUGGUGAGGAAGAUUUCGUUCCGUUCUUGGUUUGAUUGUUGCAAGUACGAGCAAGACGGUUGUCACCAGUGGCCAAGAACCAAGAGUGUUGAACUUGAACACUACAAGGAAAACGAAUAGAAGAAAACUAGUCUAGGUGAAUUUUCCUGCCACUGAUACGGAACAAUACUGAGCGUAUAAUCAGGCAUCAGGGAAAAAUUCUGACCUGCUUCGGUUGGCUGCAUAGAUUUUAUGGGAAAUAUCGUCCUCCGGAGUCGAGCGCUUGCCAACAUGAGUGACGCCGAGUUCGAAGAUGACGUUGAAAUCCUUGAGGAAGAUGAUCUGUUUGACGAACCCCAGGAUGCAGAUGAUCCGCUCAGCGAGAAUCAUCUGGUAUCGAUUUUACGGCAAUUGAUCAGUAGCGGCGAAAUUCAGAUCCUCAAUAAUGAACACUUCCACUCAAAGUCUCUUCCAGUUAUUAAGAGUCGACCGAAUUUGGAGCAGCUGAAGAAAAGUGCUGUCUAUCAAAGCAUCAAACAUUCGUCAGGAUUUGGUGCUGAUGGCGGCAGCCCAAUGGCGAAAUUUUCUAUUCUGGACAUGAUCGCCAAGCGACAGAGUGGCAUGGGACCAAAAGGUGGUCCUUUCCUGCAGAAUGACCGUUGCAAGUUGAACAAUCAAUUUUUGCCAAACAAAACCGAACACACGAUAGCCGACUGCAAAUCGAAGGUGUUUUGUGGCAGGUUUUCCCGCGACGGAUCUCAGUUUAUCUGCGCCAGUCAGGAUAGUCGGAUCCAGGUGUUCGAUGCGACCAAAGGCCAAUAUCCACUGGUGCGACAGAUUGAGGCCAAGAAUGUUUCCUGGUCAAUCCUAGACAUCGAUUUUAGCCCCAAUGGAGAGUAUUUCGUGUACUCCACUUGGGCAGAUGCACUAUUUGUGUCUCGCAUGCAAGAUAUUGGUACGGAUGAAAUUCACUGUUUGUUCCUGCGACCGGAGACACCGAAGUUUGGUGUAUUCACGGUAGCUUAUUCGAACUGUGGCAAACAAAUCCUGGCCGGGGCCAAUGAUGGCUGUUUGUAUGCCUACGAUAUGGUUGAUAAUCGGCGUGUACUUAUGGUUCCGGUGGCAGAGGAGAAGCAUGACGUGAACGCUGUUGGAUUUUUGGACGAAACAUCGCAUAUAUUUUUCAGCGGUUCCGAUAAUGGAAUGAUAAAGAUUUGGGAUCGUCGUUGUCUUAACGAAGCCAACCCGGCACCGGUUGGAUCUCUGGUGGGACAUUACGACGGUAUUACGUAUAUCGAUUCACGAAAUGAUGGGCGACACAUUAUUUCUAACUCGAAGGAUCAGAGUAUCAAGUUGUGGGAUUUGCGUGUAUUUUCUCCUUCAGAUGCUGAAGCUAAAGCCAAAGAUCAUCUCAGCUAUGGCCGAUGGGAUUAUCGAUGGGAUGAUGUUCCGAAACGAUUUUACAAUCUAACGAAGACCCUUGAAGGUGACACCAGUGUGAUGACCUAUCGCGGUCAUAGAGUACACAAAAGUCUGAUACGAGCCAAAUUCAGUCCAGCAUCGACCACAGGUCAAAGAUACAUCUACACUGGAUGCGGAACUGGACGGCUGAUAAUUUACGACGCGUUGACCGGAAAAAUUGUCCAGGCUAUCGAAAGCCACACGGAUACCGUCAGAGAUGUGGCGUGGCAUCCGCAUCGCCCCGAGAUUGUGACGUGCUCGUGGGACUUUCUGGUAAACCUCCAUACGUAUCAGUAUACAACUCCAUACGCCAAGAAAGCAACUCAAUACACAAACCGGCGAGGCCGCUCGGAGGACAGUGACGACGAAAGCGAGGAUGAAAGCCCGCCACUGCGACGUUCCCGGAGAAUCGCGGAACUUCGUCGGACUCAAAUGAACUACGAGUAACAUCCACAUGUACAUAGAAAAUUUACAAUAGAUAAGUAAGGACCCAGCAAAGACAGAAAAAAAACAAAACAAGUCACCUUUUCGCUUGCCACUAAGCAAACAAUAAUUAUAUUACAAAUUACACACACACACACUAGUUGAAUAACGUGGUGUCAAAGGUUGUCAACCUUCAUGUACUAUUUAGCAGAGGGCGUUUGUGUGGCGAAUUUCGUUUUUUAAUACACAGGUUUUUUAUCCGAUAGUAAACAUUGCGCGUUUGCAUUUUCUUUGCCGCUGACCGAAAUGCAUGAGAUUUUAGGAAAUAAUAUCUGCUCUAAAGGAAAGCCCAUUCGAAGAAUAAAUAAAUUACUAUAACAUUAUUAGUACCUACAAGCAUCAAAUUUACCCGAUUGAUUUCUUUUACAGUUUUUUCUUCUAUUAACUGGGGAAAAAACAGUCCUUACUGGAGAAUGCAAACAGGUUUGCCCUUUUUAAGCCCGAGAAAUUUGUUCGUUCGAGGAACUCUUCAACUAUUGAAAGAUGCGUAAUUUAUUAAGACAACCUUGAUUGGUUGGGAUAUAGGAUAUACUACAUUUACUAAGUUGAUAUUGCAUUCAAUAAAGUCAUACGUGAUAUCGUUUAA